Messenger RNA from Cucurbitaria berberidis CBS 394.84, 809 nucleotides. RefSeq lists its product as uncharacterized. The transcript has a single exon. NCBI's taxonomy places the organism in Eukaryota, Fungi, Ascomycota, Dothideomycetes, Pleosporales, Cucurbitariaceae. The coding region runs from base 298 to 756 and encodes 152 amino acids. The record is from RefSeq and is a predicted model, not a curated record.
CUCUCGUGAACCACGGUCGCCGAUGUUUCACUAGCUCCAGUUUGCGGGUGGGCCAAGAUCGCAAUCGUCAGUGAAUAACAUAAUUGCAAGCCAUCCUGGCUCUCAAAGUAAAUCGUAAAGAUAAAUGACAGCUCUUUAGUUUCGAGAAGUUCACCAACGAGCGCUCGUUCCACAUUCACUACAACGCACCUUCCUGACCCUUGACAAAGCGCCCACCACCACAACAAACAACAAGACCACCACACUCAUCCCGCGACAACAGCGCGCUACCUCCUCGAACUUGCCCACCCGAUCAACAUGGCGUGGAAAACCACCCAGCGCUAUUCUCCCAUACAUUCAACCGCGUCCUCUCGCCGCCACAACUGGAAAGUCCACCUGGGCAUCCUUUUCUACAUCAUGCUCCUCCUGUCUUUCUGCUGCGCAAUUCCACUCCUCAUACACUUCUUUGCGAGACCCGACAACGGCGAGUGGUACCCCCCGAAUGUAAUGUGCGCGACGUGCGAAGAAAUGGAUACGCACAACCCAGCGCUACUGGAGUAUGCACACAACGGGGUGGAGAUGGCGUGUCGGGGGCCGACAAAUUAUGUGAGUGUAGGGCGUUUGAUUUCUUUCGUGUACAGGUUGAUAGAGGGGGUGAAGAGAGAGAAUGCAGGGCUAAUAGAUGUGUACAGGACGAUCCGAGGAAUUUGGUCAACGUCACUUUCCGUGGUAUCAAGCGCUGCUGGGCUCUCGAGCAGGGGAAAGACGAAUGGCUGAGACCGAUUGGGUGGAGUCGCGAGGAUAUGCUGAAGUACAUUGAAGGGCGGGAA